UAGAGAGAAUGUAAAUAAAAGAUGUGCCUGAAAUAGCUUAAAAUGAUUCGGGCCCCCAACUAACAAAUUAGCGAAACAAACAGAUUUGAUAGUGAGAGAAGAUCAUCAUCAUCCACCCCCUCUUUUGACUUUGUUCUCGGUUUUCAAACUUUUAAAAUCUUGUUUUGGCUUUCAAGAUAAAAUGAGAGAGAAAGAGAGAAAAAGGGUAAUAACAAGUUAGCCAAAAAGAAGGAAUUAUCAACAAAGCUGAAUCUUCCUCCCUCCUUCCCUCCCGCGGCUAUGGUGUCACCUCUUUUCAUCAUUCCUCCAUUGUGUCUAUUGUAAAUCACCAAAAUCUACAACAUUCUUUAAACGCCAAAACGUAAUAAUUGUAGGAAUUCGCUGACACAAAAUGGUUGAAUUGAAAUAGUCAUGUUCUUCUUCUGGGUAUGCAUGACAUUCAAGGGAUAAAAUGUCUAUUCGGCCGCAAGACCCGGAUUCUGAUAAUGCCCAUGAGUCAGGAUCGUGUCUCUUUGACCUCUUAUGUGAGGACACUGCCAGGACUCAAAGCUGCUGCCAACGGGAAAGACAAAUAUAUUUUCCAGGUGCGCAAAAGAAGCUACAGAAUAUGUUGUCUGAACCAGGCAAUAAAUACUGUGCAGAUUGCUGCUCCACUGAUCCCAAAUGGGUGUCAUUGAAUCUAGGAGUAUUUAUAUGCAUCAAGUGUUCUGGAGUACACAGAAGCCUGGGAGUUCAUAUAUCCAAGGUUUUCUCAGUGAAGCUGGAUGAAUGGACGGAUGAACAAGUUGAUGCUUUAAUAGAGAUGGGUGGAAAUGAAGUAAGGAACAUGAAAUAUGAAGCUAAUGUCCCAGACUAUCUUAGAAAACCAAAAGCGGAUGCUCUUAUAGAAGAGCGCUUCGAUUACAUUAGGAGGAAAUACGAGACUCUACAAUUCAUAAGCUCGGAUGAGGAUGAACAUUUGGUGUGUCCGUUCCCACCCACUGGCGCCUGUUCAUCUACAGCCAAUGGAAAUCCUAAAUCAGGUCCUAAUGCGGAUGCCAAUAAGAAGAAUUUUGAGAAGCAGACAACGGGUAAUCGCAUCUAUGGAAUAGGGCAGGUCUUUCGUAACAGUUGGAGAAGGAAAGAGCCUGAACACAACAAGAAUGCGAAGAAGGGUAACACAAUGUCGAUGUCAAUGGCAGGGAUGGUGGAAUUCGUCGGGUUGAUAAAGGUUAAUGUAGUUCGCGGCACCAAUUUAGCUGUUAGGGAUGUAAUGACAAGUGAUCCUUAUGUCAUCAUCUCUUUGGGUGGUCAAUCGGUGAAGACUCGUGUGAUUAAGAAUAAUCUGAACCCUGUCUGGAACGAGCAGUUAAUGUUGUCGAUUCCUGAGCACAUUCCUCCACUGAAGCUGGUGUAUGAUAAGGACACGUUCAAAGCAGACGACUUUAUGGGGGAGGCAGAGAUAGACAUACAACCAUUGGUGGCAGCUGCUAAAGCAACAGAGAGCUCUUCGGCUGCAGAGCCAUUACAGCUUGGGAAAUGGGUAGCCAGCAAAGAGAACACUCUUCUGAGAGAUGGCGUAAUCAGCCUUGUAGAUGGGAGGAUUAAACAAGAAAUCGCUCUCCGAUUGCAAAAUGUCGAAAGGGGAAUGCUUGAAAUUGAACUUGAAUGUGUUCCUCUCACUCAAUAGUGCUGCUGCUGCUGCUGCUGGAAAUUGAACAAAUUGUUACUAAUACCUCUUUCAUCUCAAAUUCAAUUAUUUAACUUGUAACUGAUAAACCUUUUUUUCUUUUUUGUGUCAUAUGUACUUUUUUAUUCUUCAUUUCCUGUUUUGUCUUGUAAAUUUUGUAGUAGAAGAAUGUUGCAAAUUGUCUGUCAUCUAUUUACUUGAAUGAGACAUAUUCAUGAAG
Impatiens glandulifera is the source of this 1889-nucleotide messenger RNA. RefSeq names its product probable ADP-ribosylation factor GTPase-activating protein AGD11. The record is from RefSeq and is a predicted model, not a curated record. NCBI's taxonomy places the organism in Eukaryota, Viridiplantae, Streptophyta, Magnoliopsida, Ericales, Balsaminaceae. The coding region runs from base 452 to 1669 and encodes 405 amino acids. The transcript is spliced from 8 exons. Gene Ontology annotation, molecular function: phospholipid binding; GTPase activator activity.